This is a messenger RNA of Chrysochloris asiatica (Cape golden mole), 942 nucleotides long. RefSeq names its product olfactory receptor 51G2-like. Gene Ontology annotation, cellular component: membrane. Gene Ontology annotation, molecular function: G protein-coupled receptor activity; olfactory receptor activity. Gene Ontology annotation, biological process: G protein-coupled receptor signaling pathway. The record is from RefSeq and is a predicted model, not a curated record. The coding region runs from base 1 to 942 and encodes 313 amino acids. The transcript has a single exon. Lineage: Eukaryota; Metazoa; Chordata; Mammalia; Afrosoricida; Chrysochloridae.
AUGGCACUGAGAUCCCUGGGAAAUAGCAGCAGUAUUCCGUAUGCCUUCCUGCUGAGUGGCAUUCCUGGGCUGGAGCACAUGCAUAUCUGGAUCUCCAUUCCCUUGUGCUUUAUGUACCUGAUUUCUAUCCUGGGUAACUGCAUGAUUCUCUUUAUUAUUAAAACAGAACCCUCACUCCACGAGCCUAUGUACCUCUUCCUAUCCAUGCUGGCUCUGACUGAUCUAGGCCUUUCCCUUUGUACCCUUCCAACAGUGCUGGGUAUCUUUUGGAUGGAGGCACGAGAAAUUGGUCAUGAUGCCUGUUUUGCCCAACUCUUUUUCAUUCACUGCUUGUCCUUCCUGGAGUCCUCUGUGCUACUGUCAAUGGCCUUUGACCGCUUUGUGGCCAUUUGCCGUCCCUUGCACUAUGCAUCCAUCCUUACAAAUACAGCUAUUGGAAGAAUUGGCCUGGCUUCCCUGGGCCGCAGUGUAGCACUCAUUUUCCCAUUGCCUUUUAUGCUCAAGAGAUUCCCUUACUGUGGUUCCUCAGUCCUCUCCCAUUCCUAUUGUCUCCACCAGGAAGUAAUGAAAUUGGCCUGUGCAGACAUCAAGGCCAACAGCAUCUAUGGCAUGUUUGUCAUUGUUUUCACAGUGGGUGUAGACUCACUACUCAUCCUCUUCUCCUAUGCCCUGAUCCUACGCACUGUAUUGUCCAUUGCUUCCAGGGCUGAGAGACUUAAAGCUCUCAAUACCUGUGUCUCACACAUCUGUGCAGUGCUUCUCUUUUAUACUCCAAUGAUAGGCUUGUCUGUCAUCCACCGCUUUGGGAAGCAGGCACCCCAUGCAGUCCAGGUGGUCAUGGGUUUCGUUUAUCUUCUAGUCCCUCCCCUGAUGAACCCCAUUGUUUACAGUGUGAAGACUAAACAGAUCCGAGAUCGGGUAACCCGAGCCUUUUGUUGCUAG